Molecule: messenger RNA, 1751 nt
Organism: Seriola aureovittata
Lineage: Eukaryota; Metazoa; Chordata; Actinopteri; Carangiformes; Carangidae
Product: cytohesin-2-like
Exons: 13
Coding region: 103-1308 (401 amino acids)
Biological process (GO): regulation of ARF protein signal transduction
Molecular function (GO): guanyl-nucleotide exchange factor activity
Source: RefSeq, a predicted model, not a curated record
CUUGUCAGUGUCACAUCUCUCAGAAUGGCAGCGCCGGCCCUUUUUUCACUCUGACACUCUGUUUCCUGUGCAGACGUUCAGUCGCUCUACACCAUCAACAAUAUGGCCAUAUGCAGAAAAGACAGCUUCCUUUGGGGGAAAGCCCCACCGAAAAUCACGCAGGCGGAGAGAAGGCCGAGUGAAACCAUCAAGAUUCACAAGUUUGAGCUGCUGGAUGACAUCCAGAAGCUGAGGCUGGAGAUCAAUCACAUCAUGCCAGAAAUCCACAGCUCUGAACAGAAGGAGCAGAAUAAAAAGGUUGUGAAGAACAGAAGAUUCUUACGUGGGAAAAAGAAAUUCAACAUGGACCCCAAAAUGGGCGUCCAUUACCUGGUUGAAAACGACCUGCUGGAAUGGCGAGCAGAGUCAGUGGCCGAGUUUCUUUACAAAGAGGAGGGACUGAACAAGACCGCCAUUGGAAAUUUUCUGGGAGAGAGGGAGGAGAUUUAUCUGAAGAUACUGAAAGCCUUCGUGGACUUGCAUGAAUUCUCAGACCUGAAUCUGGUGCAGGCGCUGAGGCAGUUCCUCUGGAGCUUUCGUCUCCCGGGAGAAGCUCAGAAGAUUGACAGGAUGAUGGAGGCGUUUGCAACUCGCUACUGUGACUGUAACCCAGGGGUCUUCGAGUCCACAGACACCUGCUACAUCCUGUCUUUUGCCAUCAUCAUGCUCAACACGAGUCUCCACAACCCCAACGUGAAAGACAAACCCAGUCUGCAGCGAUUCUUCUCUAUGAACAGUGGCAUCAACAACGGGAAAGACCUGCCCACCGAGCUGCUCACGAAACUGUACACGAGUAUCCGCAGCGAGCCGUUUAAAAUCCCAGAGGACGAUGGGAACGACCUCACGCUGACGUUUUUUAAUCCAGACAGAGAGGGCUGGCUCCUUAAAAUGGGUGGCCGUGUUAAAACCUGGAAGAGGAGGUGGUUUAUUUUGACAGACAGCUGCCUGUACUACUUUGAGUACACCACAGAUAAAGACCCGAUCGGGAUUAUUCCUCUGGAGAACCUGUGUGUCAGGGAGCUGCAAGACACAAGCAAACCGUAUUGUCUGGAGUUAUAUAACCCCAAAGGACAAAAGAUCAAGGCCUGCAAGACGGAGAACAAAGGCCGAGUGGUGCAGGGUAAACACCAGUCCUAUAAGCUGAGCGCGGCCAGCACGGAAGAGCGGGACAACUGGAUCCACGCAAUCAGGGCGAGCAUCACCAAAGACCCGUUCUACGACCUGGUGUCUCUACGUAAGAGGAAGGUCAUUAGCAACACGUCCUCAUAGAAACUGAAACUCCAGACAUCAGUGGAAACAACAUCUGAGCAUUUUAUGGAUUAAUCAUCCCGAGUCUGUUCAACUUCAUCACACUUCAUUUCACAGAAAUGUCUGAAUUGGGAAGUGGCACUUUGUGAACUAUUUGUGGCUUGCAGUGUAAAGUCUUCACAUUACUUCUGCAAACUGCACGCACUACUGCUCCGGGUUCAGGGGCCGACACAUAUCUGCUGCAGAGGCACAGCCCGAGGGGUGGCAAAGACCCCCCAUGGUGCCCCCCCGACUGACCUUCUAUAUGAGGUGACUUAUUGCUGGAAAGUCAAAUGACCACAAAGCCAUGCAAACAAGUCAAAACAAACACAAUUUGACUACAAAGAGAUGCCAAUAAAACACCACAAAGCUAGAAAGAAGCAUAAAUAAUCUCAAAACGACCACAGAAAGACACAAAUUAGCCA